UGCUUUUGGCCCCCUGGCAAUCAAAAUAUUCAAAAGCUAAACAAUAAAAAAAAAAGGAGGUUUCUCCAUAGAUAUUCAUAAAAAAUGAAGUGUUCUGUUAUGUUCUCAUAUUAUAUACGUCUGCACUUGAUUCUGCGCAUGUACUAUUAGUGGGUGUUUGUUUUGAGCAGUACUAUUAGUGGGUGUUUGUUUUGAGUAGUUGAGUUGUCUUGGUUGGAAAGUGUAGAGGGGCUUAGGAUAGAGGUAAUAUUAAACUCUUGUGUACAAAAUAGUUCACUUUACCCUUAAAAUUUGAACCAAACAGAGAAAGAAAUUUAUAUUCUCAUUUCCACUGUUACUAGUAUGUUAUUCCCUAGAAAUUGCUUGUUAGUUUCUGAGUCAUUAAAAGAAUUGGUAAUUGAUAGUGUUCUUCAGGUAAUCGCAUGUGUAAUUGUCUCAAGACUUUUAACUACCUAAUACCUUGUCAAAGUGAGAAUCAAUGGUCAAGUAGUGAGGCAUUAUAUAUGGUUGUUGAAGGACCAACCAAUGGAAAAGCAAAUUCAGAAGAAACCGACCACCCAUAUCAUUGAACGUGUCAAUUAUAAUAAAAAAUACAAGAUUAAUCUUUUCACAAGUAUGCAUAAUUAUGUUUUGACAAUGUCAAUUGUAGUUAUUGUCAUGCUUAUAUAAUAGUUAAGGUGUCAAUUUAUUACAUGUUGUCAAUGGCCAAAUGAACCACAAUCAUUUUCCACUUGCGACUUUUGGUACCAUUCCAUAUAAUUUUAUUGCUUGUUAAGAAGCUCUCAAACCCCCAUAAUAGAAAAAUGAGGCAUUUAUAAUGGUGACAUUGUCAAGUUUAGUAUGCGAAGAUACAUAUAUAUACUAAGAUCUUCAAGCGGCUAAACUACCACAAUACAAUCUUUAAUCAGCCCUUUAGUUUACUAAAUUGAAAAUCUCAAAGCAACCAUGGUUAGCCUAUCAAGCUCAGGUUAUUACCUUGUAUUUUGCCUGCUAGGCUUACUGCUUACCCGUCUCCCAUCUCAUUCAGCCGACCCUGAUCCUUUACAGGACUUCUGUGUAGCAAAUCUUAAUGCCACUUUCUCUGUUAAUGGCUUUCCCUGCAAACCUGUCUCACAAACUACUUCAGAAGAUUUCUUCUUCAGUGGACUGAGCAAAGAAGGUGACACAAAUACCCCCUCUGGAGUCAGUGUGACUGCUGGGAAUGUCCAGUCGUUUCCAGGGCUAAACACUCUUGGGAUCUCCAUGAACCGAGUAGACUUUGCCCCGGGAGGUUUGAAUCCUCCCCACUCACAUCCUCGUGCUACUGAAUCUGGCAUAGUCAUCCAUGGGAAGCUCCUAGUUGGGUUUAUUACAACUGAUAAUGUUUUCCACUCCAAGGUUUUGACUGCUGGGCAGAUGUUUGUCAUUCCCAGGGGACUUGUUCACUUCCAACGAAAUGUUGGAGAAGAAAAGGCCUUGACCUUCACUGCCUUCAACAGUCACUUGCCUGGGGUUGUUCUCAUUGCCCCAAAUCUCUUUGCCACAACACCACCAAUUCCUAAUCAAGUUUUGACCAAGGCCUUCCAAGUAGAAGACGAGGUUGUCAACAGCAUAAGAUCCAAGUUCGGUGCUUGAUUUACUGUCUAAAGAUUUAUUUGUUCUGAUACAUGUUCUCUUGAUUUGUUUUUCUCCAAGUCUGUACCUUUGUUUUGUUAUUUUUUUUUAUGCAUUCAAUACUAUAGUGGAAAUAGUCAUUGUUUAAUAAUGUACUAGCUAAGUCACUUUUGACUUCAGUCUUGUGCUUUUGGAAUAAGUUGAAAUAAAACAUUGGCUAUAAUUAUGGAUA
Humulus lupulus (European hop) is the source of this 1825-nucleotide messenger RNA. Its product is annotated as germin-like protein subfamily T member 2. Bases 946 to 1614 code for a protein of 222 amino acids. The record is from RefSeq and is a predicted model, not a curated record. NCBI's taxonomy places the organism in Eukaryota, Viridiplantae, Streptophyta, Magnoliopsida, Rosales, Cannabaceae. Gene Ontology annotation, cellular component: cell wall. Gene Ontology annotation, molecular function: manganese ion binding. The transcript has a single exon.